CCAGAAGUCAUCACAAAAGUCUUUAAGCUUUACUAGCAGUUUCUUUUCAACAAAAACCAACCACAAAAGCCAAUAAAGAUGCCUUGCAAGGGAUGCGGAAACAACUGCCAGUGCCAGGCCGGCAAAUGCGGCGGAAACUGCGCCGGAAACAGCCAAUGCCAAUGUGCCGCCAAGACGGGAGGAGCCAAGUGCUGUCAGGCCAAGUAAUAUCUGUCAAUGGCAUUUAAUUAAAAUGCUUAUUAGUUGUUAAUAGUAGCUGCUUAAUUACCUCAGACUGAAGCUGAAUAAAUAUCUUUUAAUGUAAUACUUAAAGUAA
Drosophila serrata is the source of this 316-nucleotide messenger RNA. RefSeq names its product Metallothionein E (gene MtnE). Gene Ontology annotation, molecular function: metal ion binding. The record is from RefSeq and is a predicted model, not a curated record. NCBI's taxonomy places the organism in Eukaryota, Metazoa, Arthropoda, Insecta, Diptera, Drosophilidae.